Molecule: messenger RNA, 944 nt
Organism: Capsella rubella
Lineage: Eukaryota; Viridiplantae; Streptophyta; Magnoliopsida; Brassicales; Brassicaceae
Product: RNA-binding protein CP31B, chloroplastic
Exons: 2
Coding region: 53-841 (262 amino acids)
Cellular component (GO): cytosol
Molecular function (GO): mRNA binding
Source: RefSeq, a predicted model, not a curated record
GACUCUGCCUUAGGCCAAUCUCUCUGUUUCUUUCUCUCUGUCCAGAGAGAAAAUGGCAGCAUCAACGGCACCACUUUCGUGCUUCAAACUCCAUCAUCAACCCAAUCUCCUUAAUGGCUGCAACCUCUCAUCUAACCAAACAUUCAUCAGAUUCAACUUUUCACUUCCAAAACCUCUACUCAUCUCCUCCUCACGUAGUUGCAGCUCCCGGCGAUUCAAAGCCCUCCCAGAGACCAUAACUGCAAAAUUAGAAGAGGAAGUGAAGGAGGAGGAGGAGGAUAAAACUGGUGAUCUUGAUCCUCCUGCAGCCGUUAACACUAAGCUCUACUUUGGGAAUUUGCCUUAUAAUGUUGAUAGUGCAACUUUGGCUCAGAUUAUUCAAGAUUUUGCUAACCCUGAGCUCGUUGAGGUUCUUUACAACAGAGACACAGGGCAGAGUCGUGGAUUCGCCUUUGUAACGAUGAGCAAUGUCGAAGAUUGUAACAUCAUCAUCGAUAACCUCGAUGGAACUGAGUAUCUUGGUCGGGCUUUGAAGGUGAACUUUGCUGACAAACCAAAACCUAACAAAGAACCACUGUAUCCAGAGACAGAGCAUAAGCUGUUUGUUGGUAACUUGUCGUGGACUGUUACUUCUGAGUCAUUAGCUGGAGCGUUUCGAGAAUGUGGAGAAGUGGUUGGGGCAAGAGUUGUGUUUGAUGGAGAUACUGGGAGAUCACGGGGUUAUGGCUUUGUAUGUUACUCUUCCAAAGAGGAAAUGGAAACCGCGCUUGAAUCGCUUGACGGAUUUGAGCUUGAGGGUCGGGAAAUUCGAGUUAACCUGGCUCAAGGGAAGAAAUUUUGAUAUUAUACAACAACAUUGUGGAAUCAUUUGAGUUUUUCCAUACAUUAGAGUUAUGUUAAAGCUAAACUAAUUAACUCAAAUUCAAUAAAUUUUUAUGCUUCAA